ACGGCUGGCCAGAAUUCUCGGCCUAAGAAAGAAUUGGCUGGAAGGCUUUACCGGCAGAAACAAAAACAGGGUGCGUACAAGUGGUGCCCACUGGAGACAGAUACGGUGUUCGGUUGGCUUUGCCAACAAUGCAGGAACCUUCCGGAGGGCAGGGGCGCUGUCCUCUGCCCACUCAACCUCUUCUUUUCUCUUCGCCAGGUCACAGACCAACACGUCGCAACGCAGGCCAACCUUUCAGAGAUCGGCCACGGAGAAAAACGCCCAGAUGGAGACUUAUGAGGAUCACCCCUGGUGCUCCUACAGCUAUCCAAGUGGGGAAGAGGAGAUGACCGGUGAAGAUAUGCACCACCAUGACCGGCAGCUGGCCAAGAUCAGAGCUCGGAGUAACAGCCGAUCCCGCCACCGAUCCUCCUUCCUGGUGGAUGAGCUUGACAUGCUCAUGGACAAGGCAGCCACCACCAUCCAGGCAACGUGGCGGGGCCACCUCACCCGUAAGCAGCUCAUGACGGAGCAGGCUGCGGCCGCCACUAUCCAGGCUGCUUGGAAGCGAUACAUCUCUCGCGAGUACCAUGCUUUGCAGCGGCAGCAGGAGCCUUCGUCACAAGUCUACAGGCGCCGAAGAACGUCCUCCAUUUCCUCCUUUGGGGGGGAGAGAGAAUCCUGGGGUUACCCCAGGAUGGACAGGGAGAGAGCUGCCCAGGUCAUUCAGGCACACUAUCGGGGCUACCUGACACGCCAGGCCCUCGCCGAAUGCCAGCAGGCAGCCACCACCAUCCAAGCUCACUGGCGGGGAUAUCGUACCCGACGGGAAAUGGCCCAAGCAGGAAGCCACACUUACCACCCUGGACGCCCACAGAGGACCUACUACAGCCCCCCAAGGUUUCCAACAGGGACCUACUAUGGCCAUCCCAGCUACAUGCCCGGAAGCUCCUCCUGGGUGGGCCCGUACCCCAGGAAACACUGGCGCAAGUGCCUUGUGGGAGACCCCGAGGAGUGGAAAAGCAAGGUACCACGAUCCCCGUCCUUCCUGGUCCAGCAAGAGGACCCCAAGCCCUCCCAGCCCAAGACCUGUCCGCGCUGCGGGCGUUGCACCAGCAUCCGUGUACUUGUGGGUGUGGGCAAAGGGCUGCCAUCAGAAUCAGAAGUGGAGGACAGUGAAUGCGAAGGACAUGCAAGUACCUCUCCGUCCAGGAAUGCCCGAAGGACGUCCUACACCUCCCGGCAGGAGAGACCAGCGUACAGCCAGCCACGCCGUUACGGGCCACGCUUCUCCUAUCAGGGGCCUUCAAAAAGCUACUCUACGGCUGCCGACGAGCAGCCACGCAGGCAGAGUCGGGAGCCCAGCGUAGUCGUCAGCCAGCGUGUGGCCCCCAGCACACAAACCUCCAUCCGGCUGACACGGGAGCGCACCAGCACCCGCAGUCUCUCCUCCACCAGCGUCCAACAGCAGCAGCUACAACAGCAAGGCGUGCCUUCCCAGGGCACCUCCGACUGGUUGUACGACAACUACGCUGCCCGCCGGAUGGGCGAAGGCCAGAGGCGCGUGUUCAAGACCAGGAAGCAGAUGUGGCAAGUGGUACGUGCAGCCACCCUGAUCCAGGCCUUCUGGCGGGGCUGGAGGGUCAGGCAAAUGUUGCGUCUGCAGGAAGAAGCGGCAAUCAAGAUCCAGUCCGCCUAUCGGGGUUACCGAACCAGAGCUUACCUGAUGGAGGUGGGAAUCCUCAGUGAAGGGGAUACGGAUUAAAACGUUUUCAGGGGACUGGUCCUCUUGGAACUGGGAGGGGGAAGAAGAGGCAGCUCAAAGAAGAACACCAAUUUCAGCCUCCUCUCCCUGCCUCCUCUAACAAGGAAGCUUGCAUUCUAAUAAAUUGAGCCUAAUUAUGAAUGCUUCUCAGUUUUGCUUCUAGGGCAGUGGUUCUCAACCUGUGGGUGGGGACCCCAUUUG
This is a messenger RNA of Crotalus tigris (Tiger rattlesnake), 1945 nucleotides long. RefSeq names its product abnormal spindle-like microcephaly-associated protein homolog. Gene Ontology annotation, cellular component: spindle pole. Gene Ontology annotation, molecular function: protein binding. The transcript has 2 exons. The record is from RefSeq and is a predicted model, not a curated record. The coding region runs from base 266 to 1744 and encodes 492 amino acids. Gene Ontology annotation, biological process: spindle organization; establishment of meiotic spindle localization; mitotic cell cycle. NCBI's taxonomy places the organism in Eukaryota, Metazoa, Chordata, Lepidosauria, Squamata, Viperidae.